AAUCGUAUCGGAGCUGACCAGAACCAGCUUCCUUCAUCGAUUCGCGUAAUCUUUUGCAGACACUCGCAUCCUUCUUUCUUGCUCUCGCUCUCUGCAUACUGCACAAAUGAUGACGUAGACAUGGAUUUGUCUAUAUAUACUUACGUGAGGCUCUCUCUAUAGCAUAUUAGGGUUUUUCUUUUUUCAUUCUUUUUGUUUUGUGGGGAACUGGAGUUUCAGUGUCAAUGGUGGAGAGAAGGAAGCCUCUGGUGCUCUCUUCCACCAAAAUUCUCCUCGAUUCUGUUCUGAGCUCGUCGCGGCUCGGUGAAAGUGACAGAGGAUGUAAGCUUUUCGGAGAUGACGUGGCCCGGAAAUUGCGGUUGCCGGCGGGAAUUCUCCGGCUCUCAGAGGACGAAAAGGGCAUUUCAGACCCCAAGUUAGCUUCCCUUGAUGAUUCUGCUUUGGUUGGGGUCUCGACUUCUGUGCUGAAGAGGUUGUCAAUAACUUCUGGCUCACUGGUUCUCGUCAAGAACAUUGAGACCAAUAUGCAAAGAGUUGCUCAAGUUGUUGUUCUUGAUCCUCCCAAUACCCACAACUACAUAUAUGACAGUAAAGUACCUUCCUCUGACUCUCCUAGCACCAUGCUUUUGUUUCCUUCUUAUAAUUUUCCCCAAAAGGGUCUUCUACUAGUUGAUCAUGAGCUCGCCUACCUGUCCCCUCUCUUAAUUUUUAACCUGAGCCUGCAUAUUUCAUGCUUGAAAUCUCUUGUUCACCAAGGGAAAGAAACAUUGAAAUCUUUAUUUGAAGCUAAAGAGGAUGACAAGUUAUGUGGGAGAGGCAGUGGUGCUUCGCUCAUCAUUUUAGAGUUGGAGCCUAUGGUUCAAUUGCCAAGGUAUGCUUCACACUUGAGGGCUUCUUUUAUCAAAAUACCAGAGUGUGGUACCCUUGAAUCUUUGAAAAGAAAUUCAUCCAUUGAAGCUGAAGAUCGCCAAAAGAUGAUUGAUUUGGCAUUACACAAGUACUUUGAAGUGGAUAGACAUAUGUCGAGAGGUGAUAUUUUCAGCAUCAGUAUUAACUGGAAUUGCAAUUCAAGUGUAUGCAUACCUUGCAGCCAAAGGUUGCAAACUAGAAGUUAUGUCACCAUAUACUUCAAGGUUGUCGCAAUGGAACCGUCAGAUGAGGCAGUUCUUCGAGUCAAUCAUUCUCAAACUGCUCUUGUGCUAGGAGGAAGUGUUUCAUCACCUGUUCCCCCAGAUUUAUUGAUUGCUGGAUCGAGAGCUUUGGCACCUUUGCAGUCAGAGACAGUGAAACUUUUAGCCUCUAUACUUACACCACCUCUAUGCCCAUCAGCACUUUCUUCAAAAUUCAGAGUUGCUGUUUUGUUGCAUGGUUUGCCAGGAUGUGGGAAGAGGACUGUUGUUAGAUAUGUUGCCAGUCGGUUGGGCCUACAUGUAGUGGAAUAUAGCUGCCAUAGCUUAUUGACAUCUUCUGAAAGAAAAACAUCCGCUACACUAGCUCAAGCUUUCAAUACGGCACAAAGGUACUCACCAACAAUACUUCUUCUUCGCCAUUUUGAAGUUUUUAAAAAUUUGGCCUCUCAAGAGGGUCCACCAAGUGACCAAGUUGGCCUUUUCUCUGAAGUUGCAUCAACAAUUAGAGAAUUCACUGAGCCAGUGGCUGAUGAUGAUGAAAGUUAUACUGAAGAAAAUUCAAAUGGUGAUUUUUAUUUAAAGGAUGCUGGAUAUUCUGGUAGGGACCAGGUGCUGUUAGUUGCAGCUGCUGACAGUACGGAGGGCCUCCCACCAACCAUCAGGCGUUGCUUCAGCCAUGAAAUAAGUAUGAGUUCUCUGACUGAAGAACAAAGGGCUGAAAUGUUGUCCCAGUUGCUGCAAGGUGUUCCACAACUCCUCCCUAAUGUCACCUCUGAUGAAUUCAUAAAGGAUGUAGUCGGACAGACAUCUGGUUUUAUGCCCCGGGAUUUAUGUGCGCUUGUAGCUGAUGCUGGAGCCAAUAUAGUCGCCAUGAAUAAUUUUGGAGUCAACAAGGUUGAUACGGAGGACUUACAUGGUUCUUCUGAAGUCAAAGUGAAGCAGGACAACCAGUCAUGCGAUGCUGCUGGUCUUGUUGUGGGAAAAGGAGACAUGGCCAAAGCUUUGGAACGAUCAAAGAAGAGGAAUGCAUCGGCACUUGGUGCUCCGAAGGUUCCUAAUGUGAAAUGGGAAGAUGUGGGUGGUCUUGAGGAUGUGAAGAAAUCAAUUUUAGACACAGUUCAGUUACCUCUCCUGCAUAAAGAUUUAUUUUCUUCUGGAUUACGCAAGCGUUCUGGUGUUCUUCUAUAUGGCCCUCCUGGAACUGGGAAAACUUUAUUGGCCAAAGCUGUGGCAACAGAAUGUUCUUUGAACUUCCUUAGUGUGAAAGGUCCAGAAUUAAUUAACAUGUAUAUAGGUGAAUCAGAAAAAAAUGUUCGAGACAUUUUUCAAAAGGCAAGAUCUGCUCGUCCUUGCGUCAUCUUCUUUGAUGAACUUGACUCUCUUGCUCCAGCACGGGGGGCCUCUGGGGAUUCUGGGGGAGUUAUGGAUCGAGUUGUCUCUCAGAUGCUUGCUGAGAUUGACGGCCUCAAUGAUUCCACCCAGGACUUAUUUAUCAUAGGGGCAAGCAACCGACCUGAUCUAAUUGACCCUGCACUGUUACGACCUGGCCGAUUCGACAAACUCCUAUAUGUUGGAGUUAACACUGAGAUAUCUUACAGGGAGAGGGUCCUUCAAGCACUUACCAGAAAGUUUAAAUUAGACGAAGACGUGUCCCUUCAUUCAAUAGCAAAGAAAUGCCCUCCAAACUUUACAGGUGCAGACAUGUAUGCCUUAUGUGCUGAUGCUUGGUUUCAUGCUGCAAAGCGCACGGUUCUAAGUUCAGAUUCAGAAUCUUCUUCCAAACACAAUGCCGACUCUGUUGUUGUUGAAUAUGGUGACUUCGUGAAGGUAGUGGGAGAGCUAUCGCCCUCGCUUUCCAUGGCAGAGCUCAAGAAGUAUGAGUUGCUCCGGAACCAGAUUGAAGGGGCUUCCAGCUGAAUCCUUGGCUCUCAUGGUUGUACAAUUUAGAGCUUCUGUAACACAACAAAUUAGAGUUUAUGGAAUAUUCGGGUCUGAAA
Messenger RNA from Carica papaya (papaya), 3127 nucleotides. It is a transcript of the gene PEX6, whose product is annotated as peroxin 6. Gene Ontology annotation, biological process: protein import into peroxisome matrix. Gene Ontology annotation, molecular function: ATP binding; ATP hydrolysis activity. The record is from RefSeq and is a predicted model, not a curated record. Lineage: Eukaryota; Viridiplantae; Streptophyta; Magnoliopsida; Brassicales; Caricaceae. Gene Ontology annotation, cellular component: cytosol; peroxisomal membrane.